Molecule: messenger RNA, 832 nt
Organism: Rhinichthys klamathensis goyatoka
Lineage: Eukaryota; Metazoa; Chordata; Actinopteri; Cypriniformes; Leuciscidae
Gene: unc5cb
Product: unc-5 netrin receptor Cb
Exons: 2
Coding region: 474-827 (117 amino acids)
Source: RefSeq, a predicted model, not a curated record
UCCGCGCGCCCGCACCUGGUUUUCUUCACCCUAGACUCGGAGCGCGUCCGGAUUGGCUGGAGCGCCGGUGUCUCGCGCGGGGAUCGCGCGCCUCUUCAACUCUCCAUCAGAAGGCGGCGAGCGCGCGCUGGAGGAACUUCAACUGACAGACGCCGAUCCUGAACAUGAACUCACCUCAGGAGAGCUGAAUUUUAAACCUAUUUACGGCUAAUUUUCGCGAAGCCUUGAGAGAAAACUGCUCAGAAGAGGUGAAACUGAGGAUAUUUAAUCCCAAAACAUAUGUGUUUGACGGGCGUUGGUGGCCGCUGUCUGUCAGAAGAAGAGUGCGCUGAGGUAAAAACCAACGGAUUCAACCAAUAUUUCCCCCCGCAAAUAACCGACUCUCCGCUACAGUCCUUGGUUUUGCUAUAAACAACACCUUUAUCUGAUUAUUUCACCUGACGGCGGAAUUUUGCCUUGUUUCGACUGUUUAUAUGAUGGGAAGAAGUAAAAAGACUGCGAGAAGAGAACGAGGCGGAUCGGGAUUCUUACCGCAGAUGGUCACUGUGUUGAUUUUUAGUAUUUUAUCGCUUAUCAACAUCGGUGCGGCUCAAGAUGAUGACUAUCUGGGAUUGGGCGAGCUCCCGGAGACGUUCCCCUCGGACCCGCCCGAGCCUCUCCCGCACUUCCUGAUGGAGCCGGAGGAGGCGUACAUCGUGAAGAACAAGCCCGUCAACCUUUACUGCAAGGCCACGCCGGCCACGCAGAUCUACUUCAAGUGCAACAGCGAGUGGGUCCAUCAGAAGGAGCACACGGUGGAGGAGCGCGUGGACGAGACCUCCGGUUAGUGGAG